This is a messenger RNA of Dromaius novaehollandiae (emu), 4121 nucleotides long. RefSeq names its product hydroxyacylglutathione hydrolase (gene HAGH). The transcript has 10 exons. Gene Ontology annotation, biological process: glutathione metabolic process. Gene Ontology annotation, molecular function: hydroxyacylglutathione hydrolase activity. Gene Ontology annotation, cellular component: mitochondrion. Bases 210 to 1346 code for a protein of 378 amino acids. Lineage: Eukaryota; Metazoa; Chordata; Aves; Casuariiformes; Dromaiidae. The record is from RefSeq and is a predicted model, not a curated record.
UAUCUGCAGACUCUUUCCUCUUGACGAGCCAAGCUGCGCUAAUGAUCCAUUCCAGAAAACCAAAGAGUGUGAUCCAAAGGCUGCUGAUGUCCAAGGGAAAACUUCUCUUAUCCCCAGUUGUCUUUGCAUCAGGCAGGAAGUCAGGAGGGGUGUAUUACAAAACUGAGUGAAAAUGAAGUUCUUGAACUUUAAUUUUGGAACAGACUUGCAUGCAUUGCAGCAAUUCUGAAAUGAUCUCUGUGCUAGGUGCUGAGCCAGGGCGAGAGUUACAUAUUACUAGGGAAACUUCCCUGAGCAGAGCUGGUUCUGAGAACAUGUUCUUCUCGUUAAGAGUAGUGCUAUGCAUGCACGGGAGAGCUUUUGAUCUGCUCCUUGAAGGGGAAGAGCUGAAACGGUGCAGCUUAGCUACAGAUGGAAAUUCAGAACGAGUUUCUUACUUCAUGGAUGCUUUCUCAGACUUUCCUGCUCCAAAGGAACGCUUGGCAGGUCCAGCGCAGCUGCGAGCUGUCUUCCUGCACACAGAGCACGAGCAGAGGAAGUCGACGACAGUUGCACAAGCCGACAUGAAGGUGGAGUUGCUCCCAGCCCUCACAGACAACUACAUGUAUCUCCUCAUCGAUGAGGAGACGAAGGAGGCUGCUAUAGUUGAUCCUGUGCAGCCACAGAAGGUUUUGGAUGCAGUCAAAAAGCACGGCGUGAAGCUGACCACUGUCCUGACCACACACCAUCACUGGGACCAUGCUGGAGGAAAUGAAAAGCUCGUAAAGAUGGAGACGGGGUUGCGUGUGUAUGGAGGAGACAGCAGGGUUGGAGCGCUAACACAGAAGGUGUCACACCUUACGUCGCUCAAGGUGGGAUCUCUUAAUGUGAAAUGCCUCUGUACACCAUGUCACACUUCUGGACACAUCUGUUAUUAUGUGACUAAGCCAAAUAGCUCCGAGCCACCUGCUGUUUUUACAGGUGACACGCUGUUUGUGGCUGGCUGUGGGAAAUUCUUCGAGGGAACUCCAGAGGAAAUGUACAGAGCGCUGAUUGAGAUUUUGGGCAGCUUGGAACCUGCAACGAGAGUCUACUGUGGUCAUGAAUACACCAUCAACAAUCUCAAAUUUGCGCGACACGUUGAGCCCAAUAACGUUGCUAUCCAAGAAAAGCUUGCUUGGGCCAAGGCAAAAUACGACAGUGGUGAACCAACCAUACCCUCCACAAUUGCAGAAGAGUUUACGUACAACCCCUUCAUGCGAGUGAGGGAGAAGACAGUUCAGCAGCACGCAGGGGAGACUGACCCCAUCCGCACAAUGGGAGCCAUCAGAAGAGAGAAGGAUAACUUCCGGGUCCCGAAGGACUGAGCACUCUGCCUGAAUCACUUUAAAUGUCAGUUCAAUUGUAACUUAGACUAUUCAGAUGUUUUAGGAGUUAAGCAUUCUGUUGUGGUUAAGACAGUCAUAUUUAGGUUUUUAUUUUGUUUUAAUUAAGGAAAAAAAGCACUUUGCCCUUGUUGAGAUGUUCUACAGCAUAUUUAUAUGAUGAAGAAUAUUUAUCCCUCUAUUUCUGGAUCUCAAACUGUCACAUAUGUCACAAACGGAUCAGAUCAUUUUACAAGUGUUGGUACGUGGCCCAGAGGGUGAGGUAGAGAAGAGUCAAGUCUUGAAGCCUAAAAAAAAAGUUCCUGUUAUUUUUAUAGGAGCCCGCUGUGAAUGCGGACAGUGGGACUGGGGCCCAAGAGGUCCUCAUUUAAAAUGCAGAGGCAAAGUGCACAUAACUUAAAUUGCCAUCUGAAGAUUUAAAUUUUUCCAUGCUGCUACUUAAACUCUUCUGUCACUUUUGUCUCCACUGAAGCCACUUGCCAGUGACAGACCUGCUGUGCUGCCACCAGUUAAGGGCUUAGUUUAUUGAAUACGCUGUGUGGCCUGGCUUUAGAAACAGGAUGGUGGGUCUGUCCAGCUGUUCUGUAGGGCUUUUCUCUUCUCUGACUUUCCUACUCACAGACUGCAGUAACUUUUCCAGGCAGCAUGCUGGCUUAGAUUGCACUGUUGCUUAUACCCUUUUGCUGUUAAUUUAGCCUGUCUGCAUGUACCUGCUCACUGCUCUCAGUUGUGAUCUCUGUUACUUGUAUUAGUACCACAAGGCUGAAGAAGGAAUUCAUCUGCUCGUGCAAGAUCCUGAGAAGAAAGAACUUACCUAGUGACUAACUGCGUGUCUGACAGUUGAGUAGCACCUAGGUUACUCCAGUAGGUCCCUUGCUGCCAACAGCCAGAAGAGCUGCUUUGUGAUGACUAGCUGGAUACCGAUCCCCAGCCAAGAGAGUAGCUGCUCUGGUGAACAUGGGUAGUAACUACCUUGUGCCUCUGAGUGUGGCAGAUACCAGCAUAUAGGCCUGAAUUAAAUAAGAGCAGAUGCCGUAUGCUACUGCGAUUAACCGCUUACUCCUGCAGCCCGCUCUGGUCCAGCUUCUGUUCAAGAAAGGCCAGAGAAGUGAUGUUAUGAAUGGAGAGGUUGCCCAUAUAUUGCCAAAUUAAAUCAGGCUUAGAUCUCAGAUCCCCUGAGAAGCCAUCCUAGCAUGGCACGUUCCAAUUUUUAGGUUUGCCUGUUAGGCUUAAAAGCUCUCUGUCUUCUCAGGCUGCUGCCGUAUGACCUGAGUCUGCCGCCAUCGUGAAAACUGCAAGGAGGAAACAUCGCACAGGGCUGAUUUUCUGACUGGGAGUAGUGUGUGAAAGUGGGUGAAUGGGAUCAAAUCCGGGGGGGAAAUCCAGUUUUCAGAGAGGGGAGUGGAUUGAGUCUGAGGGGCUUAUCUUCUUGGGGUGGCUGGGGUGCUCAGUCCUGGUUGUGGAAUAAAAUGUGUUCAGGCCGAAGAGGCCUGAAGUGAGGCUAGCUUUCUGCUCUCGAUGUUUGGAAAUAUUUGCUUGCACCUGCGGGAUACAGAGCACUUGGUCUGCAGCCCAGGUGCGCCGAGAGAAUUGGCACAGGCAUUUGGCUGUGAAAUUUUUCUAGUACCUCCCCAGCCGAAACGGUAUCUCUGGAGUACAGUGAAGCAGCGCUUGUUUUGAAUGAAGCAGCAGUUAGCCCAGGCUGCCUGCUCGUGCCUUGGAGGCCGAGCCGGUAUCCAGGGAGCUUUUCAUGUUGCCAAGGAAAAGUGUCUUUCCAAAGUAACUGCCGCCUCCGAGUUCUCCAGUGUCCUGGUGCCCCGGCCUGGGUCUGUUUGGCCUGGGACACACCUCUCCUGUGCUUUCCACCCUUCAACUUGUGUCUUUAGGAAAAAAAAAAGAAAAGGAUGGAAGGCAAAAGAAACAUCAGAAGGGCUGGCAGGAGGCAGAGAACCUGCUGCAGGAACAACCUUCCUCCUCUUGUCCCUCUUGAGCAUCCGGACACCUCGUGCCUGAUCCAGUGUUGUGACAAGGGGGGGUCAGUGGCUGGUUACCAAUUUGGGCUUUUUAAAGCUAUCUGCAAGGGCUGCUGCAGCUUGCUCAGCUGCUGUGCGUCCGUGUGCUGGUACCGUGGCUUAUCCCGCCUUUCCUCUUGCGGUGCAAGAGGAAUCUCGCAAGCGAAGCCUGGUGGAAACCUGUCCCAAAAACCGUCGGGGCAGACUGGGCAACGACUGCCGCCUCGGCGCGAGGCGAGCCAGAGCGGGGAGGACACAGUCUUCAAGGGGCUCGACCUCUGCGUCUUUAAUGAAUUUUGCUCCUGAUUAUGUCUUUGUCCCUGUUUCUUGAUCUCCGUUGCAUACUGCAAUCUGCUCAAAUAUAAGGUUUUUUGGAAUAAAUGUUUCCCAGUUGAAACUAAGCAUGGAAAGAAUCGAACGACCGUGGUUCUGGCUUCUCCCCCGUCCCUAGCGCAUGGUGCAGUGGCGAGUUGGGAACCGCUGGAUUUUGUUGCGGUAGCUCGGGUCCGCUGUCUAAAGAGAGCGCAUCAGGGCGGUGGCUGCUUUAAAGGGCUGUGAGCAGAGCUUGGUGUAACGUUCUUUAUUUUGCUUUUAAAAGGUAAUUAUUUUGUAGUUCAGCAGGAAAAGUGGUACCUAAAACUUUACUGAUGCAUUAAUAAUUUGAGUGCUGUGCUGCUACAACGAAGCCUGACUUCACUGAUGUCUGUUUUGACAACUGAGGAAAUAAAUACGGCUGUAAACAGCA